AUGGGCCCCCUCCUCCUCGCCGCCGUCGCCGCCGCGCCCCGAGCCUCGCUGCGGCUCCUCGGCAGCGGGCUCGCCACCAUGUCUACCGCAGGGCCCCUCAAAUCCGUGGACUACGAGGUGUUCGGGAGAGUGCAGGGUGUCUGCUUCAGAAUGUACACAGAAGGUGAGGCUAAGAAAAUAGGAGUGGUUGGCUGGGUGAAGAACACCAGCAAAGGCACUGUGACAGGCCAAGUGCAAGGCCCUGAGGAGAAAGUCAAUUCCAUGAAGUCCUGGCUGAGCAAGGUUGGAAGUCCUAGUUCUCGUAUUGACCACACGGACUUUUCUAAUGAAAAAACCAUCUCCAAACUUGAAUAUUCUAACUUUAGUAUUCGAUACUAAUAGAAAUAAAAAUUAUGUUUAUACUGCACAAUAGACACUUUAUUCUUAAAUCUAUAUACUACGGUAAUAAUAGCAGAGUAGGGUAAAAAUAGGAACUCUGUUCUGAAAGCUAUAAUACUAUAGUUUUAUUUAACUAUGUUUUUAACAAGCAAACACUAGUAUCCUAAAAUUAAAAAUGUCAUUACAAAAUAUUUAAUACGGAUAUUUAAUUUAAACUUGUCUCAUUGAAACUAAUUCUAAUGAAUGCUAUAGCAUACAUGUUAUCUGGC
This is a messenger RNA of Molossus molossus (Pallas's mastiff bat), 647 nucleotides long. RefSeq names its product acylphosphatase 2 (gene ACYP2). The transcript has 4 exons. The record is from RefSeq and is a predicted model, not a curated record. NCBI's taxonomy places the organism in Eukaryota, Metazoa, Chordata, Mammalia, Chiroptera, Molossidae. Bases 1 to 378 code for a protein of 125 amino acids. Gene Ontology annotation, molecular function: acylphosphatase activity.